Messenger RNA from Temnothorax curvispinosus, 5300 nucleotides. RefSeq names its product transcriptional repressor CTCFL-like. Gene Ontology annotation, molecular function: RNA polymerase II cis-regulatory region sequence-specific DNA binding; DNA-binding transcription factor activity. Gene Ontology annotation, biological process: regulation of transcription by RNA polymerase II. The record is from RefSeq and is a predicted model, not a curated record. The transcript has 13 exons. The coding region runs from base 1067 to 3247 and encodes 726 amino acids. NCBI's taxonomy places the organism in Eukaryota, Metazoa, Arthropoda, Insecta, Hymenoptera, Formicidae.
CUUUUGUACUUCUUUAGAGCCAAAUAUCAUUGUAAUUUCCGCUAAAGCGUAUAAUCGUUGGGCGAGCGAAAGAACGGUUGUAAACUACACGUGCACGAAUCAUAAUCUGCUGAGGCGCCAACAAAUUAGCGGCAGAAAUACGAGUAGUUUCAAAAGAAUGUGCGGCUAAGCGUAUGUACAAAUUGAUAGUGUUCUAAAGUUUCGCGCGAGUUUUUUAUAUGUUAAAUGGGCUUUUAAGGCCUGUCCAGACAGACUCGCGCAACGCGAACGCAGAGAAAAAUCAACCAAUCGAUCCCGCACAAUAAGCGGGCGCGAUAGCCAAUCGCCUCCUACUACACAUCUACCAUCCCGGAAAAAGCGGAAAGUAGAUUGGCUGCAUUGGCUGCCACGUCAGCUCGCACAUAUGGAAUGGAACGCGUGUAGAAAUCGUGCGGUUCCGAUGGGAUGCAAUAAAGACUUAGACUGUUUUUUAUAUAUAAAAAAAAAUAUUAAAAAAAAAAAAAAUAAAAUUUGACGUACAAAAAAGAAUCAAACAAUUUCACGUUUGAUGAGAGCUGAGAGCGCGGCGAAGGAAACAUGGCCAUCCUUCCGCCUCAUGUUGGACGUGUGGAUUGAUUUUCUCGCGCGUGUAUCGUCCGGUGAUACAAAUCCGCUCGAUAAAAAUUUGAAUAAAUCGCAGCUGACGAGUUUGAAGUGUUCAGGAGCGUUUACGAAGGCUCGAUGCCGCGUUCCUUCCGGGAAAGACGGUCAGAAACACGACGAUCGGGCGGGCGGCGUAUAAACACGCGAUCGUGUGAUGCGUGUCGCGUGACGCGCAACACAACGGCGACCAGUGCGCAGCUGCCGACGCGCAGUACAGCGCAGCAUUUGAACCUUCGCAGUUCGAUCGGCCAUAUUGCCAUAUUUGCUCUUACACAACGCCCUCACGCGACGAUCGUGGGUUUACGUUGUUAUAUUCCUGUGGCCUCGUAUCAACCCGUCGGCCCGCACGGCGUCCACAGUCGUAUCCACGUCGACGUUCGACUAAUGAACAUAGUUACCAUUGUUUGAGCUACAUGCUUCAAUCAUGAGUAACGUGGCGACUAUAAAGUUGGAAGAGGGACAAGAAUCUGUCACCGAGAUACAAACUUACUUGGAGACAUUUAACAAAGAGAUAGAGGGAGGCCAGGGUGAACAGCUGCAACAUGUGCAAUUACAACAAGUGGAAGGAUUAUCUGGUGGAGAAGAAGGUGGAACAUACUUUGUUGAUCAGACUGGUCAAUAUUAUUACCAGGCAAACAGUGAUGAACCACCUGUGAUGACACAGGUACAGAUACAAGAAGUAGAGGAGACCGAUGUACAAAACGAAGGCGAGACAACUCAAGAUGAACAGUAUCACGAGAUUGAAGAACUUGAAAAUGCUGAGGGUGACGAGGAUGUACAAGUCAACGGUGAAAACAAUCAAGUUGUCAUUAAUUCUGGCGAUGCAUAUCAAACUGUGACGAUUGUUCCAUCCGACACAAAUCCUGGAGAAGUUAGUUACGUUCUGAUAGUUCAGCAACCCGAGUCCGAAGAUAAAGAGACUAAACCUGCGGAAGAUGAAGCAACGACGGUGGCGGCAGCUGCUGCAGCAGCUGAGGGAGAGGAAGCGGAAGGUGAACAAGAUCUCACUGUAUAUGAUUUUGAAGAUAAUGAAGAUAAUGAGGCUCCAGUGGAAUCUGAGGCAGAAGAUGAUAAGACUAAAAUCAUUAAGUUCAUCCCAAAGAAAUCUCAAACUGUAACGCAAGCUCAUAUGUGCAACUACUGCAACUAUACCAGCCCAAAACGAUAUCUUUUAUCACGGCAUAUGAAAUCGCACUCCGAAGAAAGACCACAUAAAUGUAGUGUUUGUGAGCGAGGAUUUAAAACUCUGGCUUCACUUCAGAAUCAUGUCAACACUCAUACUGGGACCAAGCCUCAUCAUUGCAAAUAUUGCGAGAGUGCAUUUACAACUUCUGGUGAACUUGUGAGACAUGUUCGGUACAGACACACUCAUGAAAAACCACACAAAUGUCAUGAGUGCGAUUACGCGUCUGUUGAGCUGUCAAAACUGAAGAGACAUAUUAGAUGUCACACAGGCGAACGACCCUAUCAGUGUCCACAUUGUACAUAUGCAAGUCCAGAUACAUUUAAACUUAAACGUCAUCUUCGCAUUCACACUGGAGAGAAACCAUAUGAAUGUGAUUUUUGUCAAGCGAGAUUUACUCAAUCCAACAGUUUGAAAGCACAUAAGUUAAUACAUAAUGGCGAUAAACCAGUAUUUCAGUGCGAGUUAUGUCCAGCUACAUGUGGUAGAAAAACGGAUCUUAGAAUUCAUGUGCAAAAGUUACACACUUCUGAUAAACCACUAAAAUGCAAGCGUUGUGGAAAAACAUUCCCGGAUAGAUAUAGCUAUAAGUUACAUAGCAAAACGCACGAAGGGGAGAAAUGUUACAAGUGCGAUCUAUGUCCGUAUGCAUCUAUAUCGGCGCGUCAUUUGGAAAGUCAUAUGCUUAUUCAUACCGAUCAGAAGCCGUAUCAAUGUGAUCACUGCUUUCAAUCAUUUAGACAAAAACAGCUACUCAAACGGCAUUGCAAUCUUUAUCACAAUCCUACCUACGUUCCUCCACCACCACAAGAAAAAACGCAUCAAUGUCCUGAAUGUGAAAGAGCAUUUAGACAUAAAGGUAAUCUUAUUCGACAUAUGGCCGUCCACGAUCCGGAAUCGUCUCUUCAAGAAAAACAGCAAGCUCUGAAAAUCGGCAGACAAAAGAAGAUUCAAAUCAUUGACGGCCAACGUGUCGAAGUAAUGACAGGUGAUUUAGCUUCUAAACUUAAAGGUUAUGACGAUGAAGAAGAGGAGGAAGAUGAAGACGACAUGAUGGCGGUUCAAGGUAGUGAUGGUCAGCAAUACGUUGUGCUAGAAGUGAUCCAGUUAGCGGACAAUCAAGGGAGUGAUCAGAUGGCUGUUGUCGCGAGUGAAGAUGGAGAAUUGGUAAUGCAAGAUCCUUUGACUCAAGAAAACAGCAUAGUAACAGCAACAGGAGAGGAAAUUGAUGAAGUAGAAGAGGAAGAUAUAGAAAUGCAUGAGCUAAAGAUAGAACCCACUACUCCAUCAAAAUCUUCAACGCAAAACUCACAAAAUGACCCUAAAUUGCAAAAGGAAAUGGAAACCUGUUUCGGGUUUGAUGAGGAAGAGGAGGAAGAGGAAAGCGGUAAUAAUAUAAACAUGUUACAGACAAUUUCGUAAUAACAAGUAUAAAGGAAAAAAAAUACCUAUUCGAUAGUCCAAUGUUUCACUUCUGUCCCAGUGUUAGUGUAAUAUCCUUAAGAAAAAUAAGGAAAAUUAGACAAUAAGAGCCAAAGCGCACUUGACAAUUUUCCUUAUUUAGAUUGUACAUCUUAUUAUAAUUAAUUUCUAAAACAAAAAAUAAUUAAAGUCAAGGAAAUUAUAUAUAUUGUGUAUAAUAAAACUGAAUGCAGUGUAUUGUUGUCAUCUAAAAAUACUCUGCAUAGCUCUAGUAGGGAGUUGCAGUGUGAUUCACAUGCAUGGUACAAGAACUUUUUUUUGCCGUUAGUGCAUUAGGUACACAUAAUAAUUUAUGAAAAUAUUGUAGUUUUGUGGUCUAGCAAAGUAUCAAGCAAAUGUACAAUUAUGAUAUUGUAAAAUAUGAUUUACGUUAUUGUCAAAUGAGAACUUCUUAAUAAUGACAUUAACAAAGUUAGAUAAGAUUGCAUAUGUUAAUUAUAAGGAAAUCUAAUAUCUUGGCAUAAUAUUUUUAAACAAGUUUAUUUAUAACUUUGAUGUAGAAGCUCGUGACUGUAGAAGAUGUGUGCAACUAAUAGCGAAUUCGGGCGCUUGCACUGGUGUACACUGAGUGUGCGCACUAAGGCUGGUUUAUAAUCUAUUCUUAUAUCUUAUAUUUAAAGUCGCUUAAAUACACAUUUAAAGAUUUUUUGGCCAAUAAAAUAAUCUGUAAUAUUUAUAUGGAUAAUGUACAAAUGAUUUUAUAGACUAAGAAGUAUUUAAGAUGAUUUGUAAAUAUAAUAAUUGAUUAAGAACGAGCCUUAGUGCGCACUCAGUGUGCACUAGUGCAAGCGCCCGAAUUCGCUAUAACAUCAAUCCUGAAGAGUUAAGAUUACUUCAUAAAGUUGAAACUAAUAAGAGUAACAUUAAAACAGAGGUUACAAUGUAAAUAAAUGUUUAUCUUCAUAUCUCGAUUUAGAGACUACUUUUAAAAGUUUCAGCAUAAAUAUCAAGAGAGAAAUGAUGAAUGUAACUGUCAAAAGUAUUUUAUAUUGUUUACUAUGGUUACUUUUUCUUAUCUUAAAAGGUCGGGAAGUAAUAGAGAGAAUUGUGAAGUUGUAACAUGUUGGUUUUUUUAGUAAUGCAUUACGUAAAGAAAUUUAACAUUUUUAUUCGUAAUAAAGAAAAAUACAUUUCCGUUAGAGGCAGGACAAUGUAAUUUAUUUCUUACUCUUUGAUCAUAAUAUCCUUCUUGUUUGCAGCGUUAAUUAGAAGUUGACUCGAUAACAUUUUUUGGCAAAUUUCUAUAUAUGUUAUUAUUGUUUUUACAAUAACAUAUUAAACACACAAUUAUUGAAACUUGUCUUAAAAUAUUUUAUAAUUGCACUGUUCGUGUUCCCUAACAGUACUAUUAUAAAAUUGUCAAAAGUUAUUUCAAAUCUUAUACUAAGCAAUCUUUGAUAUAUACUAAAUAUAAAUGUUUAAUCACAACCUCGCACGUAGUAUAAUCUCCAGUUUGAGUUAGGGCAUGAUGGUACUCGAAACAAAACAAAGUAUGCAUUGUAAAUGAUUUUAUGUGUAUUUGCUUAAAAAUAAAUGUCUUGAAUAUUCUGUCACUUUAGAAUAAGUCAUGUGGGAACGAAAUUGUUGAGACAAUGAAAUUUUUUCUAUAAGAAGUAGAUUGCGUGCUCAUGCCUUUUUAUUACAAACUGGAAUAAUAAUAUUUCUUCAAUAAAAUUCAUAACAUUGCUGUAUUAAAGUGGUAUGACAUAUGUAUCUUCGCGAAUACAUCGGAAUGAAGAAAAGUGUAUAAUUAAUGCUCGUACAAUGUUGCUCAUAAAAUACGUUAUCCGCUUAUCACUAGAUAAGCCUACUUAGGCGAAGUGUAUCAUUGUAAAAAGUAUGUACAAUUUUUUUUACAUACACGAAUUGUACAAUUGUAAUUUAGUGAUCAAUUAAUGUAUGCACUUAAAAUUCCGCACUUUCUUACAUUAUCCCAAAGAAAAAAAAACGGUGUAACAUUCUCUCGAUAAUAAACAUUAUCUUGUCGACAAUA